Molecule: messenger RNA, 729 nt
Organism: Bradysia coprophila
Lineage: Eukaryota; Metazoa; Arthropoda; Insecta; Diptera; Sciaridae
Source: RefSeq, a predicted model, not a curated record
GACAGCGACUAGUUAAGUUAACAUGGGGCAGUGUAUUGGCAAAAAAUCGUUUAAUAAUAGAAGCAGCAACGAUGACGCCGAAGACAGAGAAGAAGCGACGGAGGAAGCAGCACAACCAAUUCAAGUAGACAGCGAAUCAAAUGGUCUCAAGUCCAUCUUCAACAAAGACAUUGUAUUUUCUAAAGAGUCUGCUGUGAUCUCAAUGUGUCAAAAGAAAAUUCACGCUCUAAUCUUUGUUGAAUUAGCUGAAGAUGCAAAUGAUUCUGAAAAUAUCGACCAGCCAUUUCGACGCAUAAUCUGGAGAGGUGAUUUGAUGCCCACACUACACGGAAAUCGUAUCAUGCAAAAGGGGGACGUUCGCCUUGUGGAAAUCGGUGCAAACUGCCAAUCUGAUCAAGAAUUGGAAAAAGAUGAAGUUUUCAACGAAAAAUGUUCCAAAAUGGUUUUGCUUCAAUCACACCUUGUGUCUAGAAAUAGCGCUGAGCAAUUAAUAAUUAAUAUGAAAAAUGCACAUGAUAUCCAAGACACUAGCUAUUCUCUUACCGGACCUUCAACUGAAAGUAGCAUCACAGCCCCUCUUAAAGGUGGUUGCGAUAAUUGUGUCACCUGGGUGAAAAGAAUGUUUGGCUCUAUUAAUAUAUCAAUUAAAACCAGGGCAAUAAGUAAAUUCUAUGCUAACAGUUCUGCUUAUGCGGCAGGAUUCAAUAACAAAUAAUUUAUUUAGAAAAU